AUGACUGCUAAACUUGCAGUGCCCCGCGGGUCUCGUCUUCUCCCCACGGACGACGCGCUGCUCUCAGCCUACCUCCGCCGCAAGAUCGCAGUCGAGCCGCUCCCCGCCGCUGCGUUCUUCCACGACGCCGACAUAUGUGCCGCGGGCCCCGCCAAGAUCACGGGGGACUACCAGGCCGGGAUGAGGCUCGAGAGCGUAUCCUGGUUCUUCUUCACCCGCGCGAGGCCCGAGAACAACGGCCACGGCGGCCCGGAGCCCCGCGCGGUCGGGGGCGGUGAGGGCGCUUGGCACGUUGACAGUGUCGGCGCUAGGGACGUGGUCGACGAGUGCUGA
Molecule: messenger RNA, 333 nt
Organism: Phragmites australis (common reed)
Lineage: Eukaryota; Viridiplantae; Streptophyta; Magnoliopsida; Poales; Poaceae
Product: NAC domain-containing protein 83-like
Exons: 1
Coding region: 1-333 (110 amino acids)
Biological process (GO): regulation of DNA-templated transcription
Molecular function (GO): DNA binding
Source: RefSeq, a predicted model, not a curated record